Anisakis simplex (herring worm) is the source of this 459-nucleotide messenger RNA. The record is from the annotation of a GenBank genome assembly. NCBI's taxonomy places the organism in Eukaryota, Metazoa, Nematoda, Chromadorea, Rhabditida, Anisakidae.
AUGAAGGUGAUUGUGGAAAACAAUGAAAUAACUCCGCCGUCUUUCUUCACAGACCUUAUUCAAGGUGAUGAAGCCAAACUGAGGUCGCUUGGUAUCAAGGAAGGUUCAGUACUCAAAGUGAUUUUUCUACCAGUUGUUGAUUUUCAAUCGCCGAUUGCGUCUGCGAUACGGAAUAUUUUAGGGAGAGAUUGCCCGACUGCUACACUCGCAACUUUUAUUGUACAUUUCAAAUAUAUUCUUUCGAGGAUCGUGAACGAAGAUUUAAGUUUAGACGAUUUGGAGAGAUACGCCGAGGUAAGGAACAAAUCAGCUGAGACGUCAUCAUUAUCAUCGAUGUAUUCAUUAGAUGAACAUGUAUCAUCUUAUUCAGUCGACGGCAGUACAAUGGCGUAUGCGACAGAUAAUAGUGCGUCUCGAGGUGAAGAUUUGCAGGACUAUUUCAUGUACGCGGAUGAUUAA